Amphibalanus amphitrite is the source of this 3039-nucleotide messenger RNA. RefSeq lists its product as uncharacterized. The transcript is spliced from 8 exons. NCBI's taxonomy places the organism in Eukaryota, Metazoa, Arthropoda, Thecostraca, Balanomorpha, Balanidae. Bases 294 to 2672 code for a protein of 792 amino acids. The record is from RefSeq and is a predicted model, not a curated record. Gene Ontology annotation, molecular function: zinc ion binding.
UGCACAGUGCGCGUUUGAUUGGCUUCCCUCCCCGGUCAGUGACGUCAGACCCACAAUGCAUUGGGGCUGCUUAGCAACAGCGUUCGCAUCCCACGGAGUCGCUUCUGCUGGUGCGUUGUGUUUCGUUCGUUGGCCAUCGCAAGGCUAUAUAAACCUAUAUGUUAUAUAUAUGUUGUUCUAUAUACCCUGAUAUAAACCGCCAUCGGUUCGGGCAAGAAGGUAUAUAAAAACACGUUCGGGUUCGUUUCGUUUGGGCGACGUUUGGGUUCGUUUUGCAGGCUACAUGUCUGAAAAUGGCUAAUAUCAAGCUGUGCCCAUGCAGCAAGGACAACUCGACUAGUUUCCGGAAUCUUACGUCAGCAACGAAGCAGACUUUCCGUGUUGAUUCGACCUUCCCUGGUUUGAAGACGGAGGAGAGCAAGAACAACCCCCGAUGCCCUAACCUCUACAGAACCAGAUGGCGCUGCCAACACAAGACCAGACCAAGAUCGGCAACAGCUGACCUUAAACCGUCCUCAAAAAACACGACCUGCCCAGCCCGGCUGUCGUUGACGCUGAAAAAACCUGCCAAAGCCGGCAAGCUGAGCAAGCAGAAAAAUCAUCUCGAAGAUGGGCUUCUUGGCGUCGUUAGCAUCCACUUCAGCCACAACCACGGACUGGAAGUCGCUGACGUCCUGAAGGAGAGGGAUGUAUCGACGGCGACCAGGGACCGUCUUCUGGAGCUGUUCCGGAUGGGCUACUCGGCUGAGCAGGCGCGAGACGAGCUCAUCUCAGCUCUACAAGAGGAGGCCGGAGACGAUUUCUACCGCAUCGCAGCGGACCGCGCCCACUGUCCUGAUGUUGGCUACUGUCACCGGUUGUACCGGACAGAAUUCAAGAAAGUCUACGGCGAGCUGUCCGGAGAGAAAAUGCUGGACGGCCUUCGCUGCCUCGUAGAGCAGUACGACGGAACGUCGGGCGGUCGUGCUGCUUUGGAGGUGGACGACCACAACGUGGUGGUGGCUAUCGUCACGCCGCUGAUGCGCCGAGUCUCCCAGCUGUGGCCUCGAGCCGCAGAAAUGUUGUUCGUCGACUCGUCCGGCAACAUGGACCGGAGCGACAGUCGUCUCUUUCUCCUUCUGACUCACAGCCCGGUCGGCGCUCUCCCCGUGGGGGCCAUCGUCACGUCAUCAGAGUCGACCAGCGUCCUAACGGCAGGGCUCCAGCUGCUGUUGACCCUGAUGGAUGAGCAGAGCUUCGGGGGUCGAGGAGCACGUGGCCCGGUGGUGGCCAUGACGGACGACUGCGCUGCCCUCAGAGCCGCACUGAGGAAUGUCUUCCCCGAGUGUCGGCUACUGCUCUGCUCAUUUCACAUCCUCCAGGCUGCCUGGCGGUGGCUGUGUGGGAAGCAGAGCGGUGUCGCCGCUGACCAGCGACAGGAGGCGUUGCAACGUGUCCGUGCCCUCCUCCGAGCCACCACUGAGCACGACCUCAGCCAGCGCUGGGAGGAGCUGCUCGCCUUCACACGGACGAAGAAGCUCGGACACUUUGAAAAGUACAUGGAAGAGCGCUGGAUCCGUCGUCACGAGUGGGCCAUGUGUUUCCGCUCGGACCUGAUGGUCAGAGGGAACCACACCAACAAUCUGACGGAGGCGGCCUUCCGCAUCAUCAAGGACAAGCUCCUGAGGCGGCUCAAGGUCCACAACACCACCCAGCUGGUCGACAUCGUGAUGAUCCGACUCGAAAAUGAGUACUCGCGCAAAGUCCUGGACGCUGCAAACGGAAGAACGCCGGCCUCGGCACGCAAGCGCUUCUGCCCGUCGGCAGAUGGCAUCGACAAGGCGUCUGUGGAGCAGGUGGGACCGUCCACGUACCAGGUGUCCAGCUUCACCAAGUCCGGUGUCUCGUACACCGUUGACACGGAUCUGGAGCUGUGCACGUGUCGUGUGGGAGCCACUGGAGCGCCGUGCAAGCACCAGGCAGCUGUUCUGCGGAAGGAGCCUGCCAUGGCUGAUGCGGCAAUCAACUUCCUGCCCACCCUCAGCGAGAAACAGCGUCACCUCUACUUCCAAAUCGCCACCGGUCUUACAGCACCCGGCGGGUUUUUGGCCUCAAUGAGGCAAAAUCCGCGGGAACCGAGCCGCACGAGCCAGCCAAGCACGAGCCGAAGUGACGCAUCAGCCGAAGAUCAGCAACCUGACGUGGCGAGCGAGGAGAAGGCGGGCGCCAACCUGGGCGACGGGACAGCUGACCUGAUCGCUCGGUGCCAGGCUCUUUGUGAGUCAUGGCAGGCUGACCUGAUGCGUGCACCAGAGCUGUACGGCCCCGCACUAAGCACUUUCAUUAGCCGUUACGAGCGCAUGAAAACGGACAAUUCGCGGGUGUCAAGUUUGCACCAGUUUGGCACUGGUUGCAGCGCUGUCCCUGCAAGCUCCUUCAAAAGCUCUGUGAUGAUAGGCGUCCAGCCGACAGCAGUGGCUCGCAGGAAAGUCCCAGUUGGUGGCAAGCGGCGUGCUUCCACUGGGAGACCCAAAAAAGACGCCGCCGCUGGCGACCACGGUGCCUACGCCGUGCCAACAAAGGUCGCGAAGCAACCUCUCUGUGCUCAGGUGGUGCCCUCAGCGCGAGCCCCACACAACCUGGCGGAGUGUGUGGCUCGAAACGUCUCUGUGGGUCGAACCCACAGUGCCUAAUGUGUUCAACUUUUAUGCGUUCUAUCUUUAGCGGCCGGAUUGACCGUCACGAGCUGGUGGCGAAAUUCAGCCUUGUCACUCAGGUUAGGCGUUCUCGGCACACAGGCCUUUUUCAUGUCCCAUUUGGCAGAGUUAAUGCUGUGAAGUGUGACUUGUUUAUUCGACUAUCCAACCAACUAAACAAAUUCUUACACGAACAUUCGGAGGCAGACUUCUUCCAGCCGUCAUGUCAUUGGAGAGCACUACUGCUCCGCUUUGCGAGUAGUCAGGGUACUUUUAAUGAGUGAUAUCGACUGAUGUCGGCCAGCACUCUUUGGCUACUUACUUUCUGUGAUCGCUUCUGGUAUAUGUGUAUGUAUGCUGGGAG